AACAAGGAGCCGAUCCCGGCGCAGGUCCCGCAGCACCGGGGGCCAAGCUGGGUGGGAGCGCUCACGGGCCCACCGCGGCAGACAGCGAUGGCGCAGCAGGGAUCCCGAUGAUGAGGGCCGAGCUCAAAGGCCAGAACGGGACGUCCUGCCCUCCUCAAGGAGGAGCCAGCGCCGCCCGCGGGCAGGCCGGGAUUCCUCCAGGCAACGGCGCGCAACAAGGAGCCGAUCCCGGCGCAGGUCCCGCAGCACCGGGGGCCAAGCUGGGUGGGAGCGCUCACGGGCCCACCGCGGCAGACAGCGAUGGCGCAGCAGGGAUCCCGAUGAUGAGGGCCGAGCUCAAAGGCCAGAACGGGACGUCCUGCCCUCCUCAAGGAGGAGCCAGCGCCGCCCGCGGGCAGGCCGGGAUUCCUCCAGGCAACGGCGCGCAACAAGGAGCCGAUCCCGGCGCAGGUCCCGCAGCACCGGGGGCCAAGCUGGGUGGGAGCGCUCACGGGCCCACCGCGGCAGACAGCGAUGGCGCAGCAGGGAUCCCGAUGAUGAGGGCCGAGCUCAAAGGCCAGAACGGGACGUCCUGCCCUCCUCAAGGAGGAGCCAGCGCCGCCCGCGGGCAGGCCGGGAUUCCUCCAGGCAACGGCGCGCAACAAGGAGCCGAUCCCGGCGCAGGUCCCGCAGCACCGGGGGCCAAGCUGGGUGGGAGCGCUCACGGGCCCACCGCGGCAGACAGCGAUGGCGCAGCAGGGAUCCCGAUGAUGAGGGCCGAGCUCAAAGGCCAGAACGGGACGUCCUGCCCUCCUCAAGGAGGAGCCAGCGCCGCCCGCGGGCAGGCCGGGAUUCCUCCAGGCAACGGCGCGCAACAAGGAGCCGAUCCCGGCGCAGGUCCCGCAGCACCGGGGGCCAAGCUGGGUGGGAGCGCUCACGGGCCCACCGCGGCAGACAGCGAUGGCGCAGCAGGGAUCCCGAUGAUGAGGGCCGAGCUCAAAGGCCAGAACGGGACGUCCUGCCCUCCUCAAGGAGGAGCCGAUCCCGGCGCAGGUCCCGCAGCACCGGGGGCCAAGCUGGGUGGGAGCGCUCACGGGCCCACCGCGGCAGACAGCGAUGGCGCAGCAGGGAUCCCGAUGAUGAGGGCCGAGCUCAAAGGCCAGAACGGGACGUCCUGCCCUCCUCAAGGAGGAGCCAGCGCCGCCCGCGGGCAGGCCGGGAUUCCUCCAGGCAACGGCGCGCAACAAGGAGCCGAUCCCGGCGCAGGUCCCGCAGCACCGGGGGCCAAGCUGGGUGGGAGCGCUCACGGGCCCACCGCGGCAGACAGCGAUGGCGCAGCAGGGAUCCCGAUGAUGAGGGCCGAGCUCAAAGGCCAGAACGGGACGUCCUGCCCUCCUCAAGGAGGAGCCAGCGCCGCCCGCGGGCAGGCCGGGAUUCCUCCAGGCAACGGCGCGCAACAAGGAGCCGAUCCCGGCGCAGGUCCCGCAGCACCGGGGGCCAAGCUGGGUGGGAGCGCUCACGGGCCCACCGCGGCAGACAGCGAUGGCGCAGCAGGGAUCCCGAUGAUGAGGGCCGAGCUCAAAGGCCAGAACGGGACGUCCUGCCCUCCUCAAGGAGGAGCCAGCGCCGCCCGCGGGCAGGCCGGGAUUCCUCCAGGCAACGGCGCGCAACAAGGAGCCGAUCCCGGCGCAGGUCCCGCAGCACCGGGGGCCAAGCUGGGUGGGAGCGCUCACGGGCCCACCGCGGCAGACAGCGAUGGCGCAGCAGGGAUCCCGAUGAUGAGGGCCGAGCUCAAAGGCCAGAACGGGACGUCCUGCCCUCCUCAAGGAGGAGCCAGCGCCGCCCGCGGGCAGGCCGGGAUUCCUCCAGGCAACGGCGCGCAACAAGGAGCCGAUCCCGGCGCAGGUCCCGCAGCACCGGGGGCCAAGCUGGGUGGGAGCGCUCACGGGCCCACCGCGGCAGACAGCGAUGGCGCAGCAGGGAUCCCGAUGAUGAGGGCCGAGCUCAAAGGCCAGAACGGGACGUCCUGCCCUCCUCAAGGAGGAGCCAGCGCCGCCCGCGGGCAGGCCGGGAUUCCUCCAGGCAACGGCGCGCAACAAGGAGCCGAUCCCGGCGCAGGUCCCGCAGCACCGGGGGCCAAGCUGGGUGGGAGCGCUCACGGGCCCACCGCGGCAGACAGCGAUGGCGCAGCAGGGAUCCCGAUGAUGAGGGCCGAGCUCAAAGGCCAGAACGGGACGUCCUGCCCUCCUCAAGGAGGAGCCAGCGCCGCCCGCGGGCAGGCCGGGAUUCCUCCAGGCAACGGCGCGCAACAAGGAGCCGAUCCCGGCGCAGGUCCCGCAGCACCGGGGGCCAAGCUGGGUGGGAGCGCUCACGGGCCCACCGCGGCAGACAGCGAUGGCGCAGCAGGGAUCCCGAUGAUGAGGGCCGAGCUCAAAGGCCAGAACGGGACGUCCUGCCCUCCUCAAGGAGGAGCCAGCGCCGCCCGCGGGCAGGCCGGGAUUCCUCCAGGCAACGGCGCGCAACAAGGAGCCGAUCCCGGCGCAGGUCCCGCAGCACCGGGGGCCAAGCUGGGUGGGAGCGCUCACGGGCCCACCGCGGCAGACAGCGAUGGCGCAGCAGGGAUCCCGAUGAUGAGGGCCGAGCUCAAAGGCCAGAACGGGACGUCCUGCCCUCCUCAAGGAGGAGCCAGCGCCGCCCGCGGGCAGGCCGGGAUUCCUCCAGGCAACGGCGCGCAACAAGGAGCCGAUCCCGGCGCAGGUCCCGCAGCACCGGGGGCCAAGCUGGGUGGGAGCGCUCACGGGCCCACCGCGGCAGACAGCGAUGGCGCAGCAGGGAUCCCGAUGAUGAGGGCCGAGCUCAAAGGCCAGAACGGGACGUCCUGCCCUCCUCAAGGAGGAGCCGAUCCCGGCGCAGGUCCCGCAGCCGUGCCAGGCGCGGGGCCUGGUAGCACAUCCUACCAAGAAGGGAAAUGCAGCGCUCGCCCCCGACCAACACCUGCCGGGGCAGCGCAAAGAGCCCAGGGACACAGAAGGCCCUCGAGGUGGUGUUUGUGUGGCUGCUGAGGGGCACCUGGACGGUGGCAGCGGGACAGUCGCAACCUGGGUUGUCUCCGACUCUGGCAGUGGCAGCGAACAGGAUCAAGGCAGCCUCCCCGCUCCGGCUGAGGCAGGAACUGCUCCUGUCGUCUCCUCUCAUGACAAGUCAUGGAUUUGAGGAGGUGGGAAGGGACCUCUGGACAUCACCUAGUCCAAGCCCGCUGCUGGAGCGGGGUCAGCCAGAGCAGACUGCCCAGCGCUGCAUCCAGUCAGGCUCUGAUGAUCGCGAAGGACGGAGCCUCCGGCACCCCUCCGGGCAACCUGUUCCCUGGCUCGACCUCCCUUCAAAUAAACAAGUUUUGUAUUGCAGUUAGGGAGAGGUUCUUUUCUUUCAACUGGUGCCCGUUGUCUUGUCCUGUCUCUGGAUAGCGCUGCGAAGGGACUGGAGAACCGCUGCCCCACUGGGCUGUGCGCAGGAGUGUAGGCGCCUGGACCUGGGGGGUGCAGGGUGCGGUGGCAGAGGACAGGGAGGGGUGAGAGGGCAAGCUGAGGUUCUCUGUUGCUCCUGUUCAUGCUUGGGACCUUGAGGCCUCUCGGCUUUGUGGUCGUGGAG
This is a messenger RNA of Aquila chrysaetos chrysaetos, 3627 nucleotides long. Its product is annotated as collagen alpha-1(III) chain-like. The transcript is spliced from 6 exons. The record is from RefSeq and is a predicted model, not a curated record. The coding region runs from base 108 to 3041 and encodes 977 amino acids. Lineage: Eukaryota; Metazoa; Chordata; Aves; Accipitriformes; Accipitridae.